AGAAGAAAAGUGGGAAAAAUUAACCCGGAAAUACAAACUCUUUCUAUAACCGGAAGUAGUUGUUUCACACGAGCGGCAUCGUUGUUGGAACGAAGAAAGCGUCAGAGCUUGUUUAAAGUUUUUACGCUUAUAUAGAUUACCCAAGACAUCAACAAUGAGUCUUUUAACCAAGCCUAAAUCAGAGAUGACGCCAGAGGAGUUGCAGAAACGUGAGGAAGAGGAGUUUAACACCGGUCCACUGUCCGUGCUCACACAGUCAGUCAAAAACAACACACAGGUCCUGAUUAACUGUCGCAACAACAAAAAGCUACUUGGAAGAGUCAAGGCAUUUGAUAGACAUUGCAACAUGGUCCUGGAAAAUGUAAAGGAAAUGUGGACUGAAGUUCCAAAGAGUGGGAAGGGAAAAAAGAAGUCAAAGCCUGUGAAUAAGGAUCGUUACAUCUCUAAAAUGUUCCUCAGAGGAGACUCAGUCAUUGUUGUCCUGAGAAAUCCUCUCAUCACUGGAAAAUGAACUAUUUACUUCCAACUGAACCAGUCCAAUUGCCUUUUCCUUUUGUUGGUGAAUCCAAAGUUUAAUUUCCAGCAGUUAUAAAAUGUUAAAUGCAUUGUAGAAAGUUGUUGUUAGUUUUGUUAUUUUGAUGUCUCAGACAAAACCUGGUCUUGAUUUGGAAAUUGAUGUCUUCUCUUUCAUUUUAGAUAAUAAAAAAUAUUGAAAGUAUAAUUCUUUAGUUUA
Boleophthalmus pectinirostris (great blue-spotted mudskipper) is the source of this 733-nucleotide messenger RNA. RefSeq names its product small nuclear ribonucleoprotein D2 polypeptide (gene snrpd2). Gene Ontology annotation, cellular component: U4/U6 x U5 tri-snRNP complex; U5 snRNP; U2 snRNP. The record is from RefSeq and is a predicted model, not a curated record. Lineage: Eukaryota; Metazoa; Chordata; Actinopteri; Gobiiformes; Gobiidae. Gene Ontology annotation, biological process: RNA splicing; spliceosomal snRNP assembly. Gene Ontology annotation, molecular function: RNA binding. The transcript is spliced from 3 exons. Bases 155 to 511 code for a protein of 118 amino acids.